AUGGCGUCGCCGGCGGCGUCGCUCGACGCCGACGCGGUAGCGGCGUAUCUCCUCGAUCGUCGUCAUCUCCUGUCCGCGUUCGAGCUCUACCAGGACCUCAUCUCGCCCGGUGGCGCGGCGUCGACGAAGGCGGGCGAACGCGACGUGGUCCGCGACGGCGAUGCGGACGCUCGCGCGAAGCUCGAGGCUUUCUUCGGCGAUCAGAAGAGGUUCGCGCUGUCAGACGUGCGCGCACACGCCGGUGCCGUCGAUGUCCCUACGCUUCGCGCGACGGUCAGGGAGCAGGAGUCCCGCAUCAAGCUCGCCGAGUACGAGCGAAGAUGCGCGGAGGAGGACCUCGCGCGGCUUCGCGAGGAGCGCGAGACCCGCGCGGUGCCCGCCACGCCGCGGAGGAGUCAAAACGCGGAUGGCGACACAGCUGUGGUCUUUGAACAAAUACACGAAGCCCCGCGCGACGCGUCCACCCCGUCGUACGCCGCGCGCGACGGCUUCCUCAACCGCGCAGAGUGCGUCGACCUGGCGAACGUGGUGCCGAUCCCGCCGCACUCGGCACCCGACGACGACGGCACCCCGACGGCACCCCCCGCCGUCUUGCCGGACAUCACGCCGGGCGAGCGCCGGUGCCUCAACCUGAUGACGCAUCAGUACCUCGCGCGGCGCGGAUACCGAGCCGCCGCGCUCGCCAUGCGACAGGAGGCGACCGCGGGGCAGGACCUCGACGAUUGGUCUCCGCUGGGAGGCGAACCGGCGCGCGGGGAAGCGCUGCGGCUCAUGCUGCGGCGCGCCAAGGCGUUGGAGACGCUGGACCCGGCGGCGUUUGAAAAAAUGCGACGGGAGCGAGACGAACGCGUUCGCGAGCUCGGCGACGUCAAAACGGCCAAAGAAACGCUCGAAUCCCAACUGGCGGCGGCGACGCGCGACGUGGACGCGGUCCGCCGCGAGCUGGCCAAGGUACGUGCGGAAUACGAAGCGGCGGCGACGGAAAGCGAGCGGUGGAGGGCCAAGUUUGACGAGGCGGCGGCGACUGUUCGACACGUGGAGCGAGCGGCGGAACGGGCUCGGCGCGAAGCCGGUGACUCACCGGGUGGUGACUCACCGGGUGGAUCGAUGGCACCUACUACGAAGGGUAAGGGUUCGUCGGCGCUGGAAUCCGCCGCGCAGGAGGAGGCUACGAUUCAAGCGCUGCUGGAAUCGCUGCCGAGGGUGUCGCCCCACACUCUCGUUCAGCAUCGAACGGAGCUGCUGCCCCUGUACGCUCGGGCGGCGACGCGGGCGAGGCUGCGUUCAGAACGCACCGCCGCGCUCGCGCAGAUGUUGUCGUGCGUGAAGCGCCCGGGGUCGGAGCAGCGACGGGCGGUGGCGGAGACGUGCGCGUCCAUCGGCGCGGCGAUGGGCGAGGAGAGGUGCGUGGACGAGCUGAUGACGUCAAUCGCGAAAAACUGCGAGGAGCACAAGGCGGAGACGCGAAGGCUUCUCGGGGUGGAGUGCCUGCGCGCGUGCGCCGGGGUGUCCAGGCGCAUCGCGGGGAUGGUCUUGGAGGAGCUGACGCGAAUCGCGACGGGGGAGGCGAGCGCGACGGUUCGCGUCGCCGUCGUCCGAGCCGUCGCCGCGACGCUCGACGCCGACGCCGGUGAGUCACCGCCCGGUGAGUCACCGCCCGGUGAGUCACCGCCCGAGGAAACUCUGGAAACUCCCGGGGACCCCAACCGACGCGACCGAUGCGAUCCUCCGUCGUCGAUCGUUGGUCCGUGCCCCGCGGUCGCCGACGACGCGCUCAUGUCCGCGGCGCUGGACUCGAGCGAUGAGGUCUCCAACGCUGCGAUCGAGUGGCUCGCGCCCGCGCUCGCUCGAUGGCGCCGGCGGCUUCACGGGGCGGGCGUCACAAACUCCGCGGUGCCCAAGUUCGCGGCCGCGCUCGAGGACGCGCUCGGGGAGAUCGUUCGAGGCGGAGAGGACGCGCGGUGGAGGGUGGGCACGCUAUCGCGCGCGCUCGAGGCGCUCGCGAUAGACGGCGGUGACUCAUCGCCCGGUGAGUCAUCGCCCGGUGACGAGUUUGCGUGGGUCGCGAGGUGCGCCGCCGCGACGGCUCGAUCCGAGGAGGGGUGCGUCGCCGCGGUCGCUCGCGCGGUUCGCGCGCACUGCGAACGCGCGGGGGGAAGCGUUACAGCCGUUAUCAUCCUCCCGGCGAUUCUCGCCGCGACGGCGUUGAAGCGGCGGAGGGACGAAUCCGCGGGGUUGGCCGUCGCGCUCGCCGCCGCGGCGCCGUGCGCGGGGGAGGGCGCCUACGAGCGUGUCGUCCGCGAGCUCCUAUGCGCCGACCCGUCCACGAACGACGACGACGACGACGACCGCGACGGGGACGACGACGACCGUUACGACGACCGUUACGACGACGAUGCGUUCGCCCGGACGUCGUACGCAUUUGAGUUUGCGUCGCUCUUCGACGGCAGGCACCUCGCGGCGAGGACGGUGGCUGCCCUGCGCGCGCUGAUUGAAUCGAGCGACCGAUUCGGCGCGCCGGAUGAAUCGAGCGACCAAUCGGAUGCGCUAAUUGAAUCGAGCGACCAAUCGGGAGCCGCCACAUCGAUGCGAACGACCGACUUAUCCCCGCGGAUCAUCGGAAGAGCCGUCGCGUCCGUCGGCGCGUGCGCGAGCGGGCUGGACGCCGACGCCGUCCUCUCCGAAGUCGUCCCCAUCCUCUCCGCCGUGAUCGACCGCGCCACGGGCGCCAACGACGACGCCACAGCUGUGAACAUCAUCAGGCGCGAGGCGCUGAGGGGUCUCUGCGCGUGCGCCGAGUCGCACGCCGACGACGAUUCAGUGGUGGACGCUGCGCACGACGCUUUGAAUCGUUGCGUAAACGAAUCGUUCGCGGACGGACCGGGACCAGGCGGCGCGACCGACCGCGAGACGGUGGAGGCGGUCGCGGAGAUGUUGGGGCGAGCGGGGAUGAAAGGGUUCGGCAGGCACCGCGCGAGGGCGGCGGCGACGCUCGCGAGGGUGGCGUCGCGCGAGGCGGCGGCGGCGGCGGCGGCGGGGGCGGGGGCGAGGGGGGGUUUGGGGGGCGGGGGCGGCGGCGGCGGGGACUUCGCGGACGUCGGCGCCGCGUUGUUCGCGUCGAUCCGCGCGGUGCUCUCCGGGGGCGACGACGGCGACGACGGGAGCGCUCUGUUCGAAACGCUCGCGCCCGCGCUGCGUCGCAUGCUGGACGCGGGCGACGCCAUGCUCGACGCGAGCGACCGCGCGUUGGCGGAGGCGAUGCUCCGCGACGGGGACGGGGGCGUCGCGUCGCCGCCCGGUGCGUCACUGCCCGGUGCGUCACUUCCCGGUGCGUCACUGCCCGGUGCGUCACCGGCGACGCCGCCCUCGACGAGCGGUAAGAAGAAGAAGAGGUCGAUGUUCUCCUACGCGUACGGAGGGGUGCGGAAGCACGCUUUGGGUCUGCCGAGCCGCGACCCGGAAAAGCGGGCGGCUGCGGCCGGGGCGGCGGUUCGGGUCGCGGGGGGAAGCGUUACGGCCGUUACGGGUUGGACAGAGGCGGGAGGAUCGCCCGCGGUGCCGACGGUGUCCAUCGAGCAGCUGCUCGGGUGA
This is a messenger RNA of Micromonas commoda, 3591 nucleotides long. RefSeq lists its product with no specific name. Lineage: Eukaryota; Viridiplantae; Chlorophyta; Mamiellophyceae; Mamiellales; Mamiellaceae. The record is from RefSeq and is a predicted model, not a curated record. The coding region runs from base 1 to 3591 and encodes 1196 amino acids. Gene Ontology annotation, biological process: intracellular cholesterol transport. The transcript is spliced from 2 exons. Gene Ontology annotation, cellular component: recycling endosome; trans-Golgi network.